This is a messenger RNA of Coccinella septempunctata (seven-spotted ladybird), 1894 nucleotides long. RefSeq names its product aarF domain-containing kinase 1 (gene Adck1). Gene Ontology annotation, cellular component: mitochondrial inner membrane. Bases 148 to 1701 code for a protein of 517 amino acids. The record is from RefSeq and is a predicted model, not a curated record. The transcript has 5 exons. Gene Ontology annotation, molecular function: protein kinase activity; ATP binding. Lineage: Eukaryota; Metazoa; Arthropoda; Insecta; Coleoptera; Coccinellidae. Gene Ontology annotation, biological process: lipid homeostasis; mitochondrion organization; protein phosphorylation.
AAUGAUAAAUUUCUUUGGAUAAAUUAUUAGAAAGUUUUGGCUUGAAUUUAGAGAAACUUUGUGCAAUCGAAUGUACUAAUAGAAAAUAAAAGUUGGUAGGAAAGGUGUAUGUGCUCGAUAUAAUUGAUAUUUAUACUAUCAAUAGAUAUGUUAUCCCAAAAAUUAAAAUGCAUCUCAAAGUAUUCCUUGAUAGCAGGAACUUUGGUGACUACAACUUAUAGUCUCCAUGAAAAUAGCUACGAUAUAAACUCUAUAGGUAUUGUUAGAUUGACAAGAGCAGCAGUAACUGUUUUUAAAAUUGGAACAACUUACAAAAAUGAGUUAUAUGGAUCUGGUCUUGAGAAAGGAAGUCCCCAAUAUAAUAAACUUAAAUCUGAUAUACAUAAAAAAAGUGCUGAAAAACUUUUAGAACUAUGUUGUACCAAUAAAGGAGUUUAUAUUAAAGUUGGUCAGCACAUUGCCACAUUAGAUUAUAUUUUACCUAGUGAGUUCGUCAAAACAAUGAAAGUUUUGUAUAGCCAUGCUCCGAAAAAUGACCUGAAGGAUGUCUACAAAGUAUUGAAGCAAGAUUUGAAGAAAAAUCCUGAGGAAAUUUUCGAGUCAUUUGAUCCUGAGCCUUUAGGAACAGCUUCUUUGGCUCAAGUUCACAAGGCGGUCUUGAAAGAUGGGAGAUGUGUUGCAGUCAAAGUACAACAUCCUUAUGUUCAAGGAAAUGCUAAAGUUGACCUGAAAACAAUGGAGUAUUUGGUGAAACUAAUGAGUUAUGCGUUCCCGGAAUUCAGAUUCCAGUGGUUGGUGGAUGAGACAAAAAAAAAUAUACCUCAAGAACUGAAUUUCGAACAGGAAGGAAAAAACGCAGAAAAAAUUGAUAGUCUCUUCAAAAAUACUGAGUGGUUACGUGUUCCAAGAAUUCUCUGGGAACUGACCACUUCAAGAGUUUUAACAAUGGAAUUUGUAGAAGGGGGUCAAGUAAACGACUUGGAUUACAUACAUAAAAAUAAGAUUGAUCCUUACGACAUCACAGAUAAGCUUGGAAAAUUGUAUUCACAAAUGAUCUUCAAGCAUGGGUUUGUGCACAGUGAUCCGCAUCCUGGGAAUAUAUUGAUAUCCAAAUCAGAGAGAGGUGACUGCAAUUUGACUCUUCUAGACCAUGGUUUAUAUGCGGUUCUGAGUGACGAAUUUCGAUAUAACUAUGCAAAUUUUUGGUUGAGUAUUCUCGAUAGAAAUAGGCACACUAUGAGGUUGCAUAGUAAGCAGUUGGGAAUCGAUGGAGACCUUUAUGGAAUGUUUGCUUGUAUGGUGACCGGUCGGUCUUGGGAGAGCAUCAAUAGAGGAAUAGUAACAGAUGGAGUUCCUUCUAAAGGAGAAAUGGAUUUCGUGAAACAAAAUUUAUCGUUGAUUCUACCUCAAAUGUCCACCGUUCUAGACAGUGUGAAUAGGCAGAUGAUUUUGAUUUUCAAAACUAACGACCUGAUUAGGGGUAUUGAGCAUACUUUGAAAACAUCAAAGAAAAUGAGGGCCUUCAAAGUGAUGUCCGAAUGUUGUGUGAACUCUGUGUAUGACCAGAAGAAAGUGAAUUGUUCUUCUAGGUUGGAAAAAUUGAAGAUUCAACUAGCACAAUUCUGGGCGCUAUUGAGAUUGAAAGUGUACUACACAUACCUCCAACUUUCGAAUUUUAAUCUGAGAUUAUCUUUACAUUGAUGUUUUUUUAAUUGUCAAAAUAUAUUGUGUUCAAAGGUUUCAUGAAUAUUAUAUUACAAUUAUAUUUAUAUCUAUAGAGAAUUUAAUUCUGAAAUUGUUGACUUUAUUUUUUUAAUUAUUUAUUGAUAUUUUUAUUCAAAAAUAUACUGCGUGUGCAUAUUGUUGAUCAAUAAAGAAACAUCAUAAGUUAAAA